Molecule: messenger RNA, 912 nt
Organism: Lactuca saligna
Lineage: Eukaryota; Viridiplantae; Streptophyta; Magnoliopsida; Asterales; Asteraceae
Source: the annotation of a GenBank genome assembly
AUGAAAGGUAAGUUGGGAAAGAAUGUAUGGGGUGAAGAAUUAGUUAUAUUAGCGGAAGCCUCAAUGGAACCAGCUGUAAUAUAUGUAAAACAAGUGUUUGAUAUCAUAAGCAAGGCGAGCAAUAAUGGUAUAAAAGGAAUUGCACACAUACCAGGUGGCGGGUUCAUGAUUACCAUCUGUCGUGAGAGAAUGGACAUGGCAGUUAAUUGUAAGCCUGGAGAAGCAUACAAUCAGGUUGUUGAAGUUGAUGUUAAAGUUGAAGAACCAGGAAAAGACAACGUUCACAACAACGCAUUCUACACACAAGAAACACUGUUUAAAUCUGAAUCACAAGCAAUGCGGGAUUGUAAUCUGUUAUCUGCUCGCCAUUGGAUCUUAACUGGUCAUAAGUCUCACACUGUGAACAUUCUUGUCAAUAAUGCUCCUGGAGUUCUCAACCUGGUCAACGAAGUUAUAUCCAGAAAGGGUUACAACAUCCAGGAAUCUUUCCGGCGAGGUUUUAUGCUUUGGUUGUCUUCCUCAAUUCAUCUUCCACUCUUCCUCAUGAUCACCUGUGGACGUUCGCCUCUAGACAUCUUCCUUUUUGCCUCUCAUCGCUUCCUUCUUGCAAUUGUUAAUAAGCACCAGAAAGUUAUAAAUGGAAGUGGUUUUAAUUGCUGGGCUUGUAUCAACUUCUCAAGAAUUAUUCCAGAUGGUGCUGCUCACAGUUAUUGUCAUCAGUUGGUCCAAAUGUGCCAAGAAUCUGGCAUGUGUUUCUUUCAUGGAUGCAGUUUCUUGGAAAUUGAUCUAGGCCAUUUGAAAGUGACCAAUGAAGUUAGUUGGCAUGGACCUGCGGAAGAUCAAGCAUCUGUUCAUCGUGACUACUUUCUCGGAUUUCCUUUUCACCAGUUGUCUUGCCAUGAAUUUGGGUGA